Messenger RNA from Microplitis mediator, 1819 nucleotides. RefSeq names its product zinc finger protein OZF-like. The coding region runs from base 1 to 1278 and encodes 425 amino acids. NCBI's taxonomy places the organism in Eukaryota, Metazoa, Arthropoda, Insecta, Hymenoptera, Braconidae. Gene Ontology annotation, biological process: regulation of transcription by RNA polymerase II. Gene Ontology annotation, molecular function: RNA polymerase II cis-regulatory region sequence-specific DNA binding; DNA-binding transcription factor activity. The transcript has a single exon. The record is from RefSeq and is a predicted model, not a curated record.
AUGCAGGUGGAUUGGUACGUAGGAUAUGAGCAGUUUGUCAAGCGCAAUCUGACUCUGCUCCCCAAUCAACAUUUAGUACAUCAGCACCACCAUCAUCACCACCAACUACACCAGCAGCAGCAGCAGCAGCAGCAACCGCCUCAACAACAGCAGCAACAGGGACCCCAGCCUCCGCCACCACCACCACCACCUCCUCCAGCUUCGUCCCAGCAGCAGCACCAUCAGCAAUCACAGCAGCAGCACCACCAGCAACCUGGCGGUCCACCAUCAUCAGCUCGCCGUCACGUUAUGACAUCUAUGUUCAAUCCACAAGUUAAAAGUGAACCAAUGGGAUUUUACUCAGUGGCUUCAAGUAGAUCAGAGGGCUCAAAUUCACUGGUAAAUUUGUCUGAGGAUCGUGAGGAUUUGUCACAAGAAGAGCGAAUUCAAGCACAAAAUAUGCAUCAGCAACAGCAACAAAAUCAGGGAAAUCAAAAUACACAGGAUGGACCAAUGCGUCAAUCUAGUAGCCAACAAACUACUAAAGAGGGUAGCAGAGCUAAACCACAGCCGUGCAAGGUCUGUGGCAAAGUAUUAUCAUCGGCCUCAUCAUAUUAUGUCCACAUGAAAUUACAUUCUGGUAAUAAACCUUAUCACUGUACUAUUUGUGAGGCGAGUUUCUGCAGAAAACCAUAUCUUGAAGUGCACAUGAGAACUCACACUGGAGAACGUCCAUUUCAAUGUGAAUUAUGUCUAAAGAGAUUUACACAAAAAAGUAGUCUCAAUACACAUAAACGUGUGCACACUGGUGAGAGACCAUAUGCUUGUGAUAUUUGUCAAAAACGUUUCGCUGUUAAAAGCUACGUAACAGCACACCGUUGGAGUCAUGUUGCUGAAAAACCACUGGUUUGUGAUCGUUGUUCACUAACAUUUACAUCUAAAAGCCAAUUUGCUAUUCAUAUUCGUACGCAUACUGCCAGUACAACGUACGAAUGUAAUAUUUGUGGUCGCACAUUUGUACGUGACAGUUAUUUGAUACGGCAUCAGAAUCGAGUACACCGAGAUAUGAGCCAAAAUAAUUCAAAUCAUAAUCCAUCGACUCCACAGAGCAGUGGUGGUGCAACAACACCUGGUACUGGUUUUGAGAGUCCUGUUUGUGAUUUACGUUACAGUGAGGGACCAUCAUCACUUGAUGGAAUCGGCGGUGGUAAAGGUAUAUCUGCUGAAAUAUCAACAUUAGUUAAACAUAAUAGUCUUCAUCUUCCGGUACCACUUUUACAUCCGCAGACUAUCAACUAGUGUUUAAACGGCAGCGUGUCUGAAUCCUUGCCGCUAGCGCAUCAUCAUCAUCAGCAUCACCGUCAUCACCAGGAGCAUCAUCAGCAACACCAGUCACCGGAUAAUGUAACGACAUCUGAUUCUAUUACUAAUUCAUCUUUGAUUCAGACACCAGCAUCGACAUCGACAUCAACAUCAUCAUCAACAGCAGCAGUAACAGCAACAGCAACACCACUAAGUGUCUACCAAACUUGUAUUUCAUCCGGCUCAUCGGAAACUCCUGAGCCACAUCUAUAUCCUCACUAUAUUACUUCCACAGAGCCCCCGAACUCACAUCAUCCGCACCAUCAUCAUUAUCAUCAUCACCAUAAUAAUCAAAUUCAUCAUGGUCAUGGUCAUAUUAAUCGUAGUGGUAUUCCACCACCAGGAAUUCAUCCCGCAUUAUAUUUGUACGCUCAGUACACUAAUACGACUCCUCCUAUUUCUUAUCCUGAUUACAUUCAGCGCAACAAUUUAAGCGGCUAAUUUAUGCUAACAAUUAAACUUUUUAUUAUUAUUAUUA